Molecule: messenger RNA, 6260 nt
Organism: Patella vulgata (common limpet)
Lineage: Eukaryota; Metazoa; Mollusca; Gastropoda; Patellidae
Product: kelch-like protein 12
Exons: 11
Coding region: 124-1821 (565 amino acids)
Molecular function (GO): protein binding
Source: RefSeq, a predicted model, not a curated record
UAGAGCUUCCGGUUUGAUUUGACAGUUCAAGAAGACACAUAUCUGUUUAAGAGCAUAUUACUAUGAGGACAGUUUGUAGUUGCUGAACUUUUGGAAGAGAACACAAGUAGUUAUUUUCCAAUAAUGGCUGCUGAAAGACAGAUAUUUACAGACAGUCAUGCCAAAUCUAUUCUUACUACUAUGAACAGUUUAAGAAAAAUAAAUACUCUGUGUGAUGUGACUCUUAAAGUUGAAGGUCACAGUUUUCCAGCACAUAGAAUAGUUUUAGCGGCAUGUAGUGAUUAUUUUUGUGCAAUGUUUACUAAUGAGAUGUCAGAAAAGGAUAAAUUUAUGAUUGAAUUACAUGAAAUAUCAGCAUCAGUAAUGGAAGUAUUGUUAGAUUUUGUUUAUACAGAAACUGUUGAUGUUAGUGUUGAAAAUGUACAAGAACUUUUACCGGCAGCCUGUUUAUUACAGCUAACAGGUGUUAAACAAGCAUGUUGUUCAUUUUUAGAAAAACAAUUAGAUUCCAGUAACUGUUUAGGUAUUAAAAUAUUCUCAGAAAGUCAUUCCUGUAACUCUCUAUGGCAGGCAGCAGAGUAUUACAGUUUACGCCACUUUCAAGACGUGAUAUCACAAGAUGAGUUUAAAACACUACCCUUGGAAGAAUUGAAACGACUUGUUAGCAGUGAUGAAUUACAGGUAAAUAGUGAAGAACCUGUAUUUGAAGCUGUUUUAAAUUGGGUUAAAUACGAAUUGGUGGAACGUCAACAACAUCUUGCUCAAUUAUUACAAUAUGUUCGUCUUCCAUUGUUAUCAGCUCGUUAUAUCACAGAUGUCAUAGAUUACGAGCCUCUAGUUAAAAGUAGUCAUAAAUGUCGUGAUCUUCUGGAUGAAGCCAAGAAAUUUCACCUUCGGCCAGAUUUGCGUGGACAGAUGAAUGGACCAAGAAUGAAAACAAGAAUAGGAACUGAUGAUCUAUUAGUUGUACUUGGUGGUUUUGGCUCUCAUCAGAAUUUAGUAGAUGUAGUAGAAAAAUAUAAUCCUAAAACGCGAAGUUGGAAUAGAUUACCGGGUUUAACUAAGAGACGACGUUAUGUAUCAGCAGCAUCUGUAAAUGGUUGUGUUUAUGUAAUUGGUGGAUAUGAUGGACAAUCUAGAUUAAAUAGUGUAGAAUGUUUAGAUAUGACUGAUAAUGAGUUGAAUUGGGUGACUGUAUCCAGUAUGCAUCAUAGACGAGGUUUAGCUGGUGUUUGUGUUUAUAAAGAUCAAGUGUAUGUGUGUGGUGGUUUUGAUGGCUAUGCUAGACACACCAGUAUGGAGAAAUAUAACCCAGUCAUAGAUCAGUGGACAUUAUUGAGUGGCAUGGCUGUAAGUCGGGAAGGCGCCGGUUUAGUUGUUGCAGGAGAUUUAAUAUACUGUAUUGGAGGUUAUGAUGGGAUCAAUCUUUUAGAUUCUGCAGAGAGAUAUGAGCCAGAAACAGAGCAGUGGUCAACUAUAGCAACAAUGUCAACUCAAAGAUCAGGUGCUGGUGUGGCAGUAGUAAAUGAUGUUAUCUAUGUUUGUGGAGGCUAUGAUGGAAAUGAACAUUUAUCAACAGUAGAAUGUUAUAACACGACCACUGGUCACUGGACGUCAUUAUCACAUAUGAUUGUAGCUCGUUGUUAUGUGGGAGCGUGUGUUUUACAAGGAAAACUAAUGGUGGUGGCAGGGUAUGAUGGCAAUACCUUACUAAAUACAGUGGAGAUUUAUGAUCCAUUAACAGAAUCAUGGGAAAUAUUAGAUGAUAGUAUGGGAAUUCCACGAUGUGAUGCAGGAGUUUGUGUUGCGCGAAUGCCUUGAAAUCAUAACAAGGAUCUCACUUUAAUCUCACCAAGAGUGUGGUUUACUAUAAGGCGGAUUUCCAUAUAAAUGUUGGGUUGGGCUGUUGUUGUUCAUAGGGUUCCACCGCAGGUGGUAAUAUCACAGAAAAUGCUUGAAGUGCGACACUCUAGACUACUACAUGUAGGUCAUCCCCCCCCCCCACGUUAUAGGGAACUUGUGAAUUAUAUAAACGGAUGACUGUCAGCUAUUUAUAUGGAUUUCCAUAUAAAUGUUGGGUUGGGCUGUUCAUAGGGUUCCACCGCAGGUGGUAAUAUCACAGAAAAUGCUUGAAGUGCGACACUCUAAACUACUAUAUGUAGGUCAUCCCCCCCCCCACGUUAUAGGGAACUUGUGAAUUAUAUAAACAGAUGACUGUCGGCUAUGAACCCAUGUUUCUAUAGUGCAUCCCUACAGUAUGUGAGCAGUUCAAAUCUCUGACAUGAAGGUUUACGUAUUAUGUCUAUUAAUAGAAGUACUAUUUCUUUAUUGUUUAUGUGAGGGGGGUUGGAUGGCUGAAUGGUUAGUACGUGCGUUCUGUACCAUAGGGUCGCCUGUCCAACCUCGUGGGUUUUCUUCAGCUCCUCUGGUUUCCUCCCACUGCUAAAGACCCCUAUGCGCAAGCGAAUUAUUGAAAUGAAAUUGACCUUGUGUUAGUCCUGAAAUGACCUAGUUUGUGUCGAGUGGACAUUAAAAGCCAUUUCUCUCUCUGUUUAUUGUUUAUGUAAGAUCCAGUUGUCACUUACACUGAUGAAUCAAAGUUUAUUCAGUUCACGAAAAAGUUACACAUGCUAAUCAAUCAAGUUCUAGUAUAUAUUGUUUGAUGACAUGUAAAUUUGGUAAGAUACACAAAAUGUGUUGAGAAAGACAAGAUAUUGACACAAGAAUAGAGCUGAACAUAUAUUAAUCUCAUCAAAAUGAAAUAAGUUUACUGUUUCCAUAAUAAACUUGGCAUAAGUUAACUUAAAAGGGUCCGUAUUCAAUGGUUUUCCUCAAGUUCAGUAAAAAAUACUUAAACAUACAUUAUGCAAGAGCUAAAUCUACCUAUUGCAGGUCUUUCUUGAGGCCUGAAAUGUUAUAUAAACUAUUAAUUAGACAUUUAUUAACAAAACAAGACCAUAAUCAACUCUUGAUGGCAUCGGAUACUCAAGAUUUUAACUAGAUUAAAAAGGUUUGCUAUUUAAAAAUUUAAUUUACCAAUUGGGAAAGCGAGGCUAAGUCUUGAAUAAACCAGUGCCCUGAUUACCACUAUGCACACAUCUUGUCAAAACUACAAACAAUUAUAACUUGGCUCAGAAUGAAGUAAUUUCAAUGAAAUUUUCAAUUUUUAUACUCCCACAUUCUUAUGUGGACGUAUAUUGUCAUCGCCCCCGCCGUCCGUUUGUCCACAAUUUUUUGUGGACACUCUACAGGUCACAAUUUUUAUCCGAUUUUGACGAUACUUGAAAUAUAGGUUUAUCCCCCAAAGAUCUCGGUUCCUUUUGAUAUUCGCACACAUCGGACAGUAACUUCUUGAAUUAUGGCCCCCGAUUAAAAAAAAAACGUAUGAAUAUAUCACAAUAAUGAUGGUUAAGUUCGAAUUUCGUGAAAAUCAGACAAAAACUGAUGGACAUAAUGGCUGCCCAGUGCCCCUUAUACGUGUAAAAAUAUGGUAUAUCAAGGUUGUGGACCCUCUUAAGAGGCCACAGUUUUUAUCCGAUUGGGAUGAAAUUUUAGAUAUAUAUGUUUUUAUCAUAAAGAUCUUGGUUCCUUUUGAUAAGCACACAAGUCACAACUUCCUGGAUUAUGACCCCUGAUUGGUGAAAAAUCGCAUUUUUAGCUUGUGGAUUCUCUAUGGGUCACAAUUUUUUUUUCCGAUUUUAAAAAACGUUUAGAUAUAUCACCAUUCCACCAUAAUAAAGGUUAAACUGAAAUUUCGGGAAAAUUGAAACGAAACUGCCGGACAAAAUGGCCGCUAUUUGUACGCAAAUUGUGUAUAAGUAUGUAAUACAAAGGUUAUGGACCCCCUAGAGGUCACAAUUUUUAUCUGAUUUUGAUCAAACUUAAAACAUAUCUUUAUAUUCCAAAACUCUCACUCCCUCUUGAUACUUGUACAUUUCAGACCAUAACUUUUUGGAUUAUGGCCGCUGAUUGUACAAAAAACGUUUUUGUUUUUAGCUUGCUUAUGGAAUAAGCUCCACUGCCAAAAAUCACGAAUUUCUAAAGUCACACGUAAGCUAGUUAUGUCCCCUUAAGAGAAAAUUUUGUUGAAAUAUUAUAUUGUAACCAUGAAAAUAGAAUGACUAUAAUUUAUGAUAAAUUAUGAACAGUUGUUUUCGUAGAUAUUUUUAAAAAAUUCUAUUAAAUCAUUCAGCGUUGUUUAUCAAUCUAUCAUUUGAGAAAUUCAUAGAAAUUGCGUCAGUGCCUAUAUACACUUUAGAAUCCAAAAAAUCCUACGUUGACGUACAGCGCGUGUGUACGAAAGAUGCACGUGGCAUUAUUUACAACCCGAAUAAAUACUACCGAUUAAAAGGCAAUAGGCAGCCAUCAUCAUAUAUUUGUAAAUUUAUAUACCUUGUAAAUGAAGACAAGAACAUGUUGCAAUCAAUACUACUGCCCAUCCGCAGCUAUAGCUUCAGAUGGGAAUGGAUUCUAAAAAAUAAAGCAUGCCUUGCUUCUAGCGGCAGUAUAAAUAUUUGCUGAAAGCUACAAACGCAAGAAACAUAAUUAUGCGAGACGAACAUGAUAAAUAAUCUCUGUGGUAGUAGUAACCUCAUACACUAUUAUGGCACUAUAUAAAAAGGUUUGUGACCAGCUACGAUCGGCGACAUUGUCUUUGUUUCAAGCUGAAUCCCCUAACUUUUAAAAUCGCCAUUACAGGCCCGACACGUACACUACACUGUAUACUGCGGUUAAAAAGAAGUCAGUGUUAAGAGAACUUUUCUCAUUUAGGCUUUCCUUUACUUUGAAUAAUGCUAAACUAUAAACAAUUAAAAGUUAAAGAUACAUUAGUUAAGAGUUUAAUAAAGAAAAUAUUGAAAAUAAAGAAAUAUACAUCAACUGUGUCCGCACCGUCUACGAGAAUUGUCGAUCGUUGGAUUGACAGACGAUAACUCCACUACAUAUUCUCGAUUAUCAAGUAACAUUCUCAACGGCUAUGGUACCCUAGCUUGGCAGGCCUUUCAUUGGAGUCUCCGGUAGUGACGUCAGUGACUAAUUGUAAACAAGGCAGCUUAAUUUUAAGGAAACAUUUAAUACUUAAAGCAGUUAAAUCGCUAAUAUUUGGGACUUAGCAAUUGACACAAAUGGGUCUCAACGCAUAAAAUAUGAAUGUAAUAUUAAUGUAUAUAUAAACUGAUUUACAUUCAAUCGUUUCCGUUUUUACUCUAAUUUCAAAUCAGUUAUGUUCGGCGAUAUACGCGAGAAGUCUCAACUGAAUGACAAUCUCUAGCGUCUGGUUAUUCCAGUUUACACAAGUAAAAUUUAUUGCGCAUGCUCCCCAGAUAAGAAUAUGGCGUCACCGUUUGACAUGACUGGUGGAAUAUGUCUAUCAUCGUUCUUCGAGUCCCUUGUUACAAAUUGCGCUGAAACGAAUUCUGGUAAAAUGUUUAUUUGUCUUAAAUAUUGGAUAUCAGAAACCCAUCUUUUCCCGGUAAGACCACAACAUCGAUGUUGAUUUAAAUUGACAAAUAAUUCGUGUUUUCAAUGUGGAAGACUGGAGGAUAUUGAAUUAGAGACUUAUAGCUUAUUUAACAUUGACUUUGAAUCAUCGGAAGAUAUUUAAGUGAAAUCUUGUAGUUAACUGACUUUCUUAGAUUUAGAUGUCCUAUGAAUACGGACCCUUGUUUUAAAAGAAAUUGUGACUUUUUUGUUUGCUUGUUAAUGAAUAUAUCUGUGAUAUUUUAAGGAACCUUCUUUAAAUUUAUUAUAUUGCUUGUGUGUAUGAAUGUAUUGUAUGUAUAGUACCAAUAUGUGCUUUCAGCUAAUAUUUUUUUGAAAUUUCACCAUGAAUCCUAUCCUCUACUUUAACAGGAGUUCUAUUUUAUAAAUAAGAAAACACGGCUUGCAUCUAUAUGUAUAGUGUGAUGAAAACGAAUUAUUUUACUUUAAUGCAUUGAAUUCAGACCCUUACAAGAAAAAUACUUAUUUGAUUUAUGUAAAGACAAAUAAUUGAAUUAUGCCCAUUCUAUCAGUAAGAGGCUAAUUGCUUGUUUUUCAAGUUUUCAUUUUGGCAGAUAAAGCAGAAGCUGGUCUGGAUACUUAUAUUCGGUUUGUUUUUAUUUAAAUGGUCGACAGCUGAACUCAAAAUCAGUUGUAUCUCAACCGUUGAUUUUUCUGUAGACCAUAGUCUUAGUAGAUUCCCACUUAAGGAUGGGUGGUCUAUUGUUGAACCUACACUUAUUUAUUCUAUAAAUUUGCCAUUUAAUGAAUUAUUGAAUUAA